CAUCCUGGCGAUUCAAAUCAAACUUUGAUGUAAAUCGCGACUUCAGCGUAACUUGAUAAGUGAAUCGACCACGUUUCUAGAACCGAAAACUCCUUCUGUCAUUCUUGCUAUACAACUAGGAAUGUCUCGAACCUCAACAGUGAUGAAAUGAGUGAAAGAGGCGUGGAUAAACGAGGUGAAGAAUUGAAAGGGGUUUUUAAGGUUCAAGGGAAAACAUACGAUGUCUUUCUCGACAGGAGUGAAAUCGUUUGGACACUACAAGGCGAGUUAAAUACAGGUUCAAACAGCCAAGUUUACAACAUAUCAACAAGAUCACUGAAACUGCCUGACAUCAUUGGUGCAUGGAUAGCAAAACGACGCUUGCCAAGAGACCCAUCCAAAGAAGGGCGGCUUGUUGGUUUCACUCUGUUUACAUUCAGCAAAGCUGAAAACAGGAAGCUGAGUGAAGCAAGGAUAACAUUCGAGAGUGAUGAUGAAAAUCUCUGUGAGGUGUGGAUCUCAAAAAUUAAUGACAUUAUACAGGGCAUUCAAGGCAGGCCUCGUAAAUUAAAAAUUGUAAUCAACCCAAGAAGCAAGAAGGGCCAGGCUCGGCUAGUGUACUUGAAACAUGUUGCACCACUGUUUGAGAAGGCUGGUAUCAGAGCAGAUAUCAUGAGUGAGUAGAUAAGAAAGCUCAUAAUUUUAAGUGAACUAUAGCCAUGGUAUGAAUGCACCAAAACAUGUCUUACUGACAUAAAAUGUAAAUCUGAUGCUUGAAGUUAUUAUUUAAAAGAAUUAAUGGUCAGAAAACUCAGGACAACACUUUGUCCUGCAAUAAAAUCUUAAAUAAUGUCCGGGAGACUUAUUUUGGUGGGGGAAGAGGAACAGCUAACUUUGGGAGGUUUUAAGGUGAGCUCUGAUGGACUAUCAUCACAUCUAGCAAGACUUAGACAUUUCAGGUUAUAGAAACUGAAAUACAUACAUGUACAUGUAAUAAUGUGUCUGUUUCACCGAAUCUCAAUAAGAAGCCUGGCUUAGCAUCUACAACCUUAUUGUUACUUAUUUUUCUGAGAGAUUAAUUGCGUGAAAAUGAAAGAUGCAAAUUCUGUAAAAUUUCUGACAUUAGUGAAAUUACUAUAUAAUCUUAUACAAAGGUAAAGUCUGCAUACGAGCCAAGUUACCCAUCAGGCCUUAGC
Orbicella faveolata is the source of this 1175-nucleotide messenger RNA. RefSeq names its product ceramide kinase-like. The record is from RefSeq and is a predicted model, not a curated record. Gene Ontology annotation, molecular function: ceramide kinase activity. Gene Ontology annotation, biological process: phosphorylation; ceramide metabolic process. NCBI's taxonomy places the organism in Eukaryota, Metazoa, Cnidaria, Anthozoa, Scleractinia, Merulinidae.